AGUACAGUGAAACGUAUUUGGACGCCGGUAACGUUUAGCUAUCCAUAAAUAUUACCUGACUUUUUGUGCAUUUGCAAUAUUCAUGUGUUUGCAUUUUAUUUAAGCUAUUUAGCAUGCCUUGUUUUGACGAAUAGCCAACUUAGGUAACGUUAAUUAGCUAGAUUCAUGUUAGCCAGCUAGACUAAUAAUAAUAGCAGUGACUCGCCAGAUAGCUAGCUAGUUAGCUAACUUAGCCAGAUAUAUUGGAAAUAUGGGAUUGUUUGAAAGAUAGCUAUAUCUAGCAAAUUGAUAAGACUGCCUGAGCGUCAUUAGCUACGCAUGACCAACUAGCUCAUGAUUUGUUCGGAGUAGCCUAACUAGCGAGCUACCCCGUUAAUGUUACUUAGCCAACCUGCUAAUCGUGACCGAAAAGCAUCACUAAACACUACCUAGCUGCACUUUACGCACCCUUCCGAUUCAAACUUAACGUGGCACUGCCAGCUACUUGUGGUACUGUAAACAAAUUGAGAUGACGAGACUUCUGUCUCAUAAUGUGGCUAACCUUGGUAGUUAGCCUUAUAACGUUGCGAGCCAAGCUAUCUUUAGCUGAUUUCAGACCAAGGCAAGAUGACGUUAUUUGCUGUGUUGUGUCUGCAAACAAUGGGUAGUUCGGUUAACUAUCGAAGCUGGGUGCAUCAGUUAUUCAGUGAGGUGUUUUCCUGUGUAACUCGAUAAAUUAGGUGGCUAACCAGGGGGAAAAAGGUUUGAAUGUGUUCACGGUAGCUGGAUAGUUAGCGUGCGAAGCUGUUCAGUGUUUAAGAACAUAGCCAGCUGUACUAGCUAGCCAGACUGCAUUGUUUUCCAACUGUCGGUCAGCGUAAUCAUGGGGAUUUUACCGAACAAACUAGUUAUCAUACUAGCUGUUGGUAGCGUAAGCUAGCUAUCUGAAUACAGAUUGAAAAUCCGUCGUUUAUGUUUUCUUGCUGUCACAAUUUCAAUGUUGUUGUGGUAGUCUGUAGGGACCACGGGAGGAGCUUCCUGUCCAACGAGCACCAUCUGGUCGGGGCGCUAAGACGAAACCAAGGUCGAUACCUCUGCCUGGAAUUACCUGAAAAGGAAAGGGUAUCAAUGGUUAACAAAACUAGGGUGUAUACACACUUUAAAACACUCUAGCAGCGAAAGGGCUAUUGAGCAUUUAACAUAAACCAACAGGUUCAGUCUCCUGAGUCCUGAUAUGAAGCAGUGAAGCUGUACAGAACCAUUUCCCCCAUGGAACCAAGCAAUGAUGUUGCACUAGACAUUAUCAUUACUAAUGUGGUCGCUGUUUUUAGAACAAGAUGUCAUUUAAAUCUUCGCACAAUUGCACUAGAGGGAUCAAAUGUGAUCUACAAGCCGGAAGUUGGGAAAGUUUUGAUGAAACUUAGGAAGCCAAGAAUUACUGCUUCAAUAUGGUCCUCAGGAAAAAUAAUUUGCACAGGAGCUACAAGUGAAGAUGAAGCAAAAUUUGGAGCCCGCAGACUGGCCCGUUGUUUGCAAAAAUUAGGUUUCAAGGUGAAAUUCACAGACUUCAAGAUUGUUAAUGUAUUGGCUGUGUGCACAAUGCCCUUUCAAAUACAUCUGAUACAGUUUACAAAGAACAACAGACCCAUUGCCAGUUAUGAGCCAGAGCUUCACCCUGCUGCAUCAUACAGGAUCAAAAACCUCAGGGCGACAGUACAGGUCUUCUCUACUGGCAGCAUCACAGUAACAGGACCAAAUGUCCAAUAUGUCGCCACGGCUGUAGAGCAAAUCUAUCCUCUGCUCUUUGAAUGCAAGACGACACUGAGAUAAACGACUGCUACUUUGUUUUGUUUUUUUUUAAGUGGAAGCACCUUGUCUGGUUAUUUUAUACGCUUUUAUCAUGUCAAAUUGUGUGAGUGAGGCAGCCUCACCUUUUGUAAAGGUAAAGAAAUUUGUCAUUUCCUGCAAGAGAGGUAGCGUCUCACUCCUUGCUGGCUUCCUUCCGUCCCUGCUGAAACACUGUUUCACUCCCAGACAGCGAUGUACAGGAGACGCAUUUGGAAAGUGUGCAUGUCAAUUUGUUUUAAUGUUAUCAUGUUUUAAUGCAUGAACGCCAAAGAAAGAUGAAAAUUGGUCUCAAAAAUACAUUCUCAAAAAUAAUCACAGAAGACAAACCAUUUCACCACAUGCAGGUAAAGCUUUAAAUCAAUUUAAAGACAUUAUGCCCAAGGAUAUUAAAAUGCCUUUACUUAAAUGAAGAAGUUACAUAUAUUACUAAUGCUUAUCAAAAGUCAGUAUCACUCUUGUGUUGUACAUAUGAUGAAAUGAACGUUACUUGGUAAGGUGCACUAAAAUUUAUCUUGAGAAGUCUGCCAGACUGGAACAUUAGUUAUAAAUGAAAGAAAUUGUUUCCAUUUGUUGAUGUAAUAUGUUUACUUUUGUAUUUUGUACAAUA
Molecule: messenger RNA, 2434 nt
Organism: Megalops cyprinoides (Indo-Pacific tarpon)
Lineage: Eukaryota; Metazoa; Chordata; Actinopteri; Elopiformes; Megalopidae
Gene: tbpl1
Product: TBP-like 1
Exons: 7
Coding region: 1249-1809 (186 amino acids)
Biological process (GO): DNA-templated transcription initiation
Molecular function (GO): DNA binding; general transcription initiation factor activity
Source: RefSeq, a predicted model, not a curated record